This is a messenger RNA of Colletotrichum lupini, 654 nucleotides long. RefSeq names its product S-adenosylmethionine synthase. The record is from RefSeq and is a predicted model, not a curated record. Bases 1 to 654 code for a protein of 217 amino acids. Gene Ontology annotation, cellular component: cytosol. Gene Ontology annotation, biological process: S-adenosylmethionine biosynthetic process. The transcript is spliced from 3 exons. Lineage: Eukaryota; Fungi; Ascomycota; Sordariomycetes; Glomerellales; Glomerellaceae. Gene Ontology annotation, molecular function: methionine adenosyltransferase activity; ATP binding.
AUGUCUGCUACCAACGGUGUCAACGGCAACGGCAUUGCCAGCCGCAAGCACUUCAACGAGGGCAACUUCCUCUUCACCUCCGAGUCUGUCGGUGAGGGUCACCCCGACAAGAUCGCCGAUCAGGUCUCCGAUGCCAUCCUCGACGCCUGCCUGAGAGAGGACCCCCUCUCCAAGGUCGCUUGCGAGACCGCCACCAAGACCGGUAUGAUCAUGGUCUUCGGUGAGAUCACCACCAAGGCCAAGCUCGACUACCAGAAGGUUGUCCGUGACGCCGUCAAGGACAUCGGCUACGAUGACUCCGCCAAGGGCUUCGACUACAAGACUCUUAACCUGCUCGUCGCCAUCGAGCAGCAGUCACCCGAUAUCGCCCAGGGUCUCCACUACGAGAAGGCCCUCGAGCAGCUCGGUGCUGGUGACCAGGGUAUCAUGUUCGGAUACGCCACCGACGAGACCCCUGAGCUCUUCCCCCUCACCCUCCUCUUCGCCCACAAGCUCAACGCUGCCAUGUCUGCUGCCCGCCGUGACGGCACCCUCCCCUGGCUCCGCCCCGACACCAAGACCCAGGUCACCAUCGAGUACAAGCACGACAACGGUGCCGUUGUUCCCCUGCGCCCGACCAUCUCUUGCGCGGUUGAGGGUGGCAGAGGCGAAUAG